Glycine soja is the source of this 1663-nucleotide messenger RNA. RefSeq names its product hydroquinone glucosyltransferase-like. The record is from RefSeq and is a predicted model, not a curated record. Gene Ontology annotation, molecular function: UDP-glycosyltransferase activity. Bases 95 to 1501 code for a protein of 468 amino acids. The transcript is spliced from 2 exons. NCBI's taxonomy places the organism in Eukaryota, Viridiplantae, Streptophyta, Magnoliopsida, Fabales, Fabaceae.
AGAGCUUCCUCGCUCGAGGCAUGUUGCUCUUGGCUGAUAUUUCCUGAUAAGUGGACAGACGCUUAAACAGAGAAACUAACACAGAUUUGCAUGCAUGGGGAAAAUAACGCACAUUGUAGUAAUUCCCAGUGCAGGGUACAGCCACUUCGUUCCCGUUAUCCACUUCUCAAAGAGACUUGUUGAGCUUCACCCAGAAAUUCACGUCACAUGUAUCAUUCCCAUUCUGGGGUCUCUCCCAAGUGCUGCAAAACCCAUUCUCCAAACCCUUCCACAAAACAUCAACACGGUUUUCCUUCCACCGGUGAACCCUAAUGACCUACCACAAGGUGUUCCCGUAGUUGUCCAAAUUCAGCUAGCAAUGGCUCACUCCAUGCCCUCCAUCCACCACACCCUCAAGUCCAUAACUUCAAAGACUCCCUACGUGGCCAUGGUGGUUGAUUCUUUCGCCAUGCAUGCCCUAGAUUUCGCUCACGAGUUCAACAUGUUGUCCUACGUUUACUUCCCUAUAUCAGCCACCACACUCUCCAUGCACUUGAACUUGCCCUUGUUGGACGAGGAAACAUCAUGUGAGUACAGAUAUCUGCCGGAGGCUAUCAAAUUACCGGGUUGCGUGCCGUUUCACGGCCGCGAUCUCUAUGCCCAAGCCCAGGAUCGAACCAGUCAACUCUACCAGAUGUCGCUGAAGCGUUACAAACGAUGCUGGUUCGUUAAUGGGAUCUUCAUCAACAGCUUCCUGGCAUUGGAAACUGGUCCUAUAAGAGCAUUGAGAGAUGAGGAUAGAGGUUACCCUGCUGUGUACCCUGUUGGACCACUUGUCCAAAGUGGUGAUGAUGAUGCAAAAGGGUUAUUGGAGUGUGUAACAUGGUUGGAGAAACAGCAAGAUGGUUCAGUUUUGUAUGUUUCUUUUGGGAGUGGUGGAACACUUUCACAAGAGCAAAUGAAUGAGCUGGCUUGUGGUUUGGAGUUGAGUAACCACAAGUUCUUGUGGGUUGUGAGAGCACCGAACAAUGCAAAAGCUGAUGCUGCUUAUCUUGGUGCACAAAAGUGUGUUGACCCUUUGCAGUUCUUACCAUGUGGGUUCUUGGAGAGGACAAAAGAGAAAGGUAUGGUUGUUCCUUCAUGGGCACCGCAGGUUCAAAUCCUUAGCCACAGUUCAGUUGGUGGGUUCUUGACUCACUGUGGCUGGAAUUCGACCCUCGAGAGUGUGCUGCAUGGUGUGCCAUUGAUAACUUGGCCACUGUAUGCUGAGCAGAGAAUGAAUGCGGUUGUGCUUUGUGAGGAUCUCAAAGUGGGAUUGAGGCCGAGAGUUGGUGAAAAUGGUUUGGUCGAGAGAAAAGAAAUUGCUGAUGUUGUGAAGCGUUUGAUGGAAGGGAGGGAAGGUGGGGAAAUGCGAAAAAGAAUGAAGAAACUAGAAGUUGCGGCUGUUAAUGCUCUCAAAGAAGAUGGGUCUUCUACCAAGACUCUUUCAGAGUUGGCACUAAUGUGGAAAAAUGUGGCUUAGGAAAACAAGUUUUUUAUUUAUGUUAUGCAUGCAGCUUGUGUAGUAGUGCCUGUAAUGUUCAGGUAUUUCGUAUCUUAGUUUUUAUUUAUGUAAUGUAAUGCAGCUUGUAUGGUGCUUGUGUUUUUAGUUAUAAAUAAAUAAACUUUGGUCAUUACAAGAUCA